Dovyalis caffra is the source of this 189-nucleotide messenger RNA. Lineage: Eukaryota; Viridiplantae; Streptophyta; Magnoliopsida; Malpighiales; Salicaceae. The record is from the annotation of a GenBank genome assembly.
AACGUUGAAAUCACAUUGUCGCCUCUCUUGCCAGAUGCACUUCCAUUUCAUCUUCACAUAAUUUCUGAGAUGCUAAGGCAUCCUCCUAUUGCUGAGUUUUUUGAAGGGACACUACCUUUUGCUAAAGUUGUGGGCGGGCUGGGUUGUUUUCGAGCCUGGAAUGACAGUAUGGAGGAGAGGGGAAGGUGA